This is a messenger RNA of Podarcis raffonei (Aeolian wall lizard), 4860 nucleotides long. RefSeq names its product membrane associated ring-CH-type finger 4 (gene MARCHF4). Gene Ontology annotation, molecular function: zinc ion binding; ubiquitin-protein transferase activity. Gene Ontology annotation, biological process: protein ubiquitination. The transcript is spliced from 4 exons. NCBI's taxonomy places the organism in Eukaryota, Metazoa, Chordata, Lepidosauria, Squamata, Lacertidae. The record is from RefSeq and is a predicted model, not a curated record. Bases 1999 to 3225 code for a protein of 408 amino acids.
GAAACUGCAGCAGCUCUGACCAGCCCCCCUCCGCCGUUGCUUCCGCCAGCUUCCCGGGCAUAUUUUCUAUGCUAAGCAAGACCCUUCCUUCCCCCACCCCAAACGGUUUAUUGACAGCGACUGACGGCCCUGGAGGCGGAGAGAAGCAAGGCUGGGCAACAACCUGAAUUUAUCCUCCCUCUCCCGCUCGCUCGCUCGCUUUUUCCCCCCGCCGCCGCUUUUCUGUCUUGGCUUUAUUUAUUUAAGGGCUGAGCAGCAGCAGGAGGAGGAGGAGGAGAGAGAAUCACGUUCCACCCAUCCUUCCUCGCUCCCGCCCUUCCUCAACAUCCCCAUUUGCACUGCAAAACUAUCCUCCUUUCCCAUUGCAUCCCAAGGAGGUAGCAACAGCCACAUCAUCACUGAAAGCCGGAUGGGAGAGAGCUGAGGGGAGGCUGGUGAAAGGGAGAAGCUGAUCGCUGCCCAGACGCUAGGAGCUUCAAGCAAAAUACCCCCACUCUUCGCUUUUUUCCCUUCUCGAUCUGGCACAUCGUAUUCCUUACAAGCCUGCUUUCAUUUUUUUCCCCUACCCAAAGGCGAGGAUACUAUCUACGUGUGGGGUCCCCCACCCCCACCUCUUUUUAUUUUAAAGACUUGCAAUGGUUGAGCGUCAAUGCCAUUGAGCGAAAACAACAGUCAGAGAAAGAGGAGGAGAAGGAGGAGGAGGAGGAGGACAGGGGAAGAGGAAGAUGAAACUGGAGACGGUUGUAGCGGCGGAAAAGAAGGAGCCUUAUGCAUCAAAAGGAGAUCCCUGCAUCUGCUGAACGCACCUUUUCCUCCGCGUCAGCCACAAUGGUCUGUACAGGCUGUCAAUGCGUUUGAUGACGUCCCUAUUUUGUGAAAGGGGAAAGGAAACGUGACAAUGUAAGAUCCACGUUCUCUUGGUCAAUUUCGUGCGAAAAGGAUAGAACCAUUUUCUACGGAUUUGUUUUCCUCCCCAAAGUCUAGGAGGGAAAACCAUUUGAGGAAUUACUAAGAUCCACGUCCCCUCCUCAAUCCCAAUAAUAAUAAUAAUAAUAAUAAUAAUAAUAAUAAUAAUGUGUAUGUGCGUGAGUGUGGUCCAGACAGUUCCUGGAACGGGGAGUGAAAACAAAAUCCAGUGAAUUUGGGUAUAUAAAAAAUUAACCUCAUUUAAUACUCACUUCCUUUCAGGACUUUCAAAUUUUCUAUUGAGAAUAUUUUAAUAAAGUAACAUUUCAAGUAAUCGGUGAGGAUUUCACAUCGAGGGUGUGUUUUCCCCUCUUCCCCAAGAAAUGUGUGCAUCUUUUUUCAAUGAAAUCAGUUUUGAUAUUACCAUUAAUAAUGAUUAUGACGAUAGAAACAAGAACUAAUUUUGCAUUUUAUUAAUGAUCUGCUCUGCUGAUAUUCUGUCAGAGACACCUUUUUAAAACGUUCCAACUAAAUAAAAAUAGUAAUAAGGAGAAAUACUUGACAUGCCAAAUACUGUUGGAAAAAACUAUAUACACAUAUAUAUUUAUUUUCUCCACACCUUCUGGUGACUUGAAUUCCUCUUCCACUUCCUCCUUUUUUUGGAGUUACCAAUUGUUAUCAGUUUCCACCACAUUUUCCGAACUAUCCUAUCCAGCACUUGGAGUGGAUAAGGCUUCUUUCCAUAACUAUUUCAUUUUAACUUUUUAAAAAGGAAUUGUGGAAUUGCUCAUUUAAAAAAGGAGAUGUGGGAAGGAGGAGCUUGAAAUCAAUAUUUUGUGGUUGUUGUUUUAAAAGGAAACCUCAUGAUUGUUGUGUGUGUGUGUUUUUAAAACGGGGUUGCUGUGAAAUAUCCGAAAGAUCUUCCUACAAAUUCCACUUUUGUUACUUAGCUAGCUCUUAUAUAUGUAUCAGUGAAUUUGGGUGGGAGCAGGGGAAAGGAAACGGAAAUUAACCAAUCCAGCCCUCUUGCUCUUGGGUGCCCCCUACCGGCCCCAUUUUUUCCCACCCGUGCCUGUCUGGAAGGGAAGGCACAUGUUAAUACCAACCGGUGCGAUCGUUUUAUGGUACUGUUGCUGCGGAUUGCUGAUCCCCAGACAGAUGUUGCGCCACCAGGGUCUCCUCAAGUGCCGCUGCCGCAUGUUGUUCAAUGACCUGAAGGUCUUCCUCCUGAGGAGACCCCCCGCGCCCCCUCCGCCCUCGCCGCCGCCUCUCCCUCCCAUGAACAGUGGAGACCAAGCCUUGAGCUUGCAGGCUUCUAACAACAACACGCUGACCACGCUCUAUGGAGGGCGAAGGGGACCUUGGAGAGCGCCGACUGCCGGGGGUGGUGGAGGAGGAGGGGGAGGGGGGGCAACGAGCCCUCCAGAAGAGGAGUGGGGAAGUCCUGGAGGAGAGGGAGAGCAGCCCAUGUCUAUGAUGAGCAGCGCCUCCUCCGAGGACUUCUGCAAAGGGAAGGCGGAAGAUCGGUAUUCCCUGGGGAGCAGUUUGGACAGUGGCAUGAGGACGCCGCUCUGCAGGAUCUGCUUUCAGGGCCCAGAGCAGGGUGAGUUGCUUAGUCCGUGUCGGUGCGACGGGUCAGUGAAAUGUACACAUCAGCCUUGUCUGAUCAAAUGGAUCAGUGAGAGGGGAUGCUGGAGCUGCGAGCUGUGUUAUUACAAGUAUCACGUCAUUGCCAUAAGCACAAAGAACCCCCUGCAGGUAAAGUGGCAAGCCAUUUCUCUGACCGUCAUUGAAAAGGUUCAGAUAGCGGCCGCCAUCUUGGGUUCCCUCUUCCUUAUCGCCAGUAUCUCGUGGCUCAUCUGGUCCACCUUCAGUCCCUCUGCGAAAUGGCAACGGCAAGACCUGCUCUUCCAGAUCUGCUAUGGAAUGUAUGGCUUCAUGGACAUUGUCUGUAUAGGUCUAAUAAUCCAUGAAGGACCCUCAGUUUACAGGAUUUUUAAACGGUGGCAAGCAGUCAACCAACAGUGGAAAGUUCUGAACUAUGACAAAACAAAGGACCUGGAGGAUCAAAAAACAGGGACCAGGACCAACCAACGAACCUCUUCUCAGACUAACCAUUCAUCCUCCACUGGUGGUGCCACUAGCAACUCUGCUCCAGCCGAGAGUGUGGCUCGGGGAGCUGGCCACACCACGGGCACCUUGUCUGACCACCACUGUGCUUAUACCAUCUUGCAUAUACUCAGCCACCUGAGGCCUCACGAACAGAGAAGCCACUCUAGCACAAACAGAGAGCUCGUCAUGAGAGUCACGACGGUCUGAGCUAAAGGAAUUAAGGAGGCCUUAAUGCAACGCGGAGUGGCAGAGGAACUCACAAGCGGAGGGGGCGCGGCAUGCCUUUCCCCCCCACCCUCCACCCCCUUGUCCUCUGCAGCUGCACCAGGAGCACAAUAGGCCCUUGGCCAGCCAAGAUGGUGGCGGAGGCAGAGCUGCACACACAGCUGAGAGGCGGCUGAAGAGGUUCUGCAGUCGCUGGAAAGUACAACAAAGCAAGUGCAAUACAGAACUACAAAAACUGAACUAGGGCAGAGGCUGGUGGGCUGAGGUGGGGUGGGGAGCAGAGAGGGACAGCUGGUCUUACUGCAAGGGAAUGAAUGGGUAAGUUUUUAAACACCCACGUAGACACGCAGACAUUGAAUAGGAAGGAAGCAAGGAAGCCAGAGUAUUUUAAACUGUAUUAACCAUGGGGUUCAAGUAUUUGAAUGCAUAAAUUAUUCUGUGGCCCUAUGCUAUUUUGUGUGACCACAGGGUGUUCAAGAUGAAACAGCAGUCAGUUUAUUGCUAUUGUUAUUUUAUAUGAGUAAAGAUACUCUGCCCAGGUUUUUUUAAACAACAACAAAAAAAACACACACGUGCAACAGGUACAAAUUCCUGAUUUAGCUCCCUCCUCAAACACUACAAUUUUUCAAUGUUUUUGAGGGGAGGGCCAAAUUCAUUUGAGCCACAAACAUUUGUAGGAAUCAAUGUCCAAAGCACAAGGUGGAUGAUUUAUGCCAGCCUGGUUUUUUUAGACUACAACUCCCACCAGCCCCAAUCAGUGCAUCUGUGCUAGCUAGGGCUGAUGGGAAUUGUAGCACAAAACAUCUGGAGGGCACUAGGUAGGGGAAGAUUUAUGACAUUUACCACUGAAAAAAUUAUUCGUGUGUUUUAUUUGCAGAUUUUUUCAAAAUGGGAUUGUCCCCUACUGAAUUUCCUACUUGGCUUUUCCACCUCCAGCACCUCUGUAUCGGUGAUUUCUCAUAAGCCCCUGUGAUUUUCCUGCUUUUAAAUUUACUUCCUGUAAUCUAGCUGCUCCUGGAAACAAUCUCAUCCACUUAGUUCAGGCAUCCCCAACCUGCCGCCCUCCAUAUGUUUUGGCCUACAACUCCCAUGAUCCCUAGCUAACAGGACCAGUGGUCAGGGAUGAUGGGAAUUGUAGUCCAAAACAUCUAGAGGGCUGAAGGUUGGGGAUGCCUGACUUAGGUAUUAAGCCACAAAACUUUGCACUCAAAAAACAAAUGGAAGUCCCAAGUCCAAUCCACACUGUGGAUUUAGGCUCCAAUCCUAUGCACAUCUUUCUGGAAAUAAGUCCCAUUGAACACAGGGGGACUAACUUCUCAGAAACAUGUAUGGGAGGAGCGCACUGUAAAACUGGUUGAAUGGGUCCCUCUCUGCAAGGAACACUGGGAAUUCUAGCAGUAUGAGUUACACUAGAAAUUGCUAAGAGAGACCUCAUCACCCUGACCAAACAGUUAACAGGAUUCUUUGGGAGAAGCCAUCAUAAUCACACUGGUAUAUUUGCUGGGUACCCGCUGAAUAAAUUUGAGAAUACUCUCCCUUCUCCACAGGUACUUCCACAAGUAACACUAAAUGCUGAAGUAUCCCGGGUGAAGCUGACUUAUCUUACAGUGGAUUAUC